AAUUCCCUUCACCCACCACACCCAACUCCGACCGAUCUCCACUCCAGACAUAAUUCGUCGGUUAACCUAUCCUUAAAAAACAGAUACACGUCACGGUCACUUCGUAAACAGCCGGUCGAUCAUGGCUUCUUCCCUUGGCCACUUCGCCUGCCACGGCUCCCCCGCCGCUGCCUCGCCGACGCCCAGCUUGCUGGGCCGCUUCAGCCCCGACUUCUGCGCCCUCGCUGCCCUUCGGCCGAUCAGACCGGCCGCCGCCGGCGCCAAGCCCCCGAGAGACGCCACCACCUCCACCGAGCAGGAGCAACAAGAGCAGGAGCAGCAGCUCGCCUCCUCGUGGCGCGGCGCUUACGAGGAGCCGUCGCCGUCGCCGUCGGUAUCCUCGACGGAGGCGCAAGAUCCCUCGGCGCUGCGCGUGGGGAUCAUCGGGUUCGGCAACUUCGGGCAGUUCAUCGCCAGGGGCAUCCAGCGGCAGGGCCACGCCGUGCUGGCCACCUCCAGAUCCGACUACUCCGAGUACUGCUCCGCCCACGGGAUACGCUUCUUCAGAAGCUUGGAGGCGCUGUGCGAGGAGCAGCCGGACGUGCUGCUGGUUUGCAGCUCCAUCCUCUCCACGGAGUCCGUCGUCCGGGCCACCCCCCUCGCCAAGCUCCGCCCCGACACCAUCGUCGCCGACGUGCUCUCCGUCAAGCAGUUCCCCCGCAACCUCCUCCUCGAGAUCCUACCGCCGGAGUUCGGCAUUGUCUGCACACACCCCAUGUUCGGGCCGGAGAGCGGAAAGCACGGCUGGAGCAAGCUCCCCUUCGUCUACGACAAGGUUCGCGUCGCGGAGGAAGGAGGUCAGAAGGCCAAGUGCGACCGGUUCUUGAGCAUCUUCGAGCAGGAGGGGUGUCGGAUGGUGGAGAUGACAUGCGCAGAGCAUGACCGCCACGCCGCGGGAAGCCAGUUCAUCACGCACACCAUUGGGAGGGUUUUGGCGCAGCUAAACCUCCAGUCCACACCGAUCAACACCAAGGGUUACGAGACCCUCCUGCAGCUUACGGAGAACACAGUGAGCGACAGUUUCGAUCUAUACUACGGACUCUUCAUGUACAACGUGAAUGCCACAGAGCAGAUGGACAAACUGGACAGGGCGUUUGAUGAUGUGAAGCAGAUGCUAUACGGCAGGCUGCAUGGUGUACUGCGAAAGCAGAUCGUAGAGCGGGUCCCCAUGCCUGGAGCCCCUUCGUCGCGAUCGAGAGAAGGCAGGGAAAGUCCUGCUGCUAACACACAAGAGACGAAGCCCCUAUCCCCCUCCCCUUGUCAUACGUUUUCCACGGUGGCUUUCAGCACCGCAAAAUGUUGAAUCUGUGUAUCUUUCUCGCCGUUGUAAUAUCGUUAAUCAAGCAUCUGCGAUUAGGGCUCUAUGCAUGUAAUAUUGACCAAGCUUUUUAUUUAUUUAUUUUGCGAAA
This is a messenger RNA of Aegilops tauschii subsp. strangulata, 1448 nucleotides long. RefSeq names its product arogenate dehydrogenase 2, chloroplastic. The record is from RefSeq and is a predicted model, not a curated record. Gene Ontology annotation, biological process: L-tyrosine biosynthetic process. Lineage: Eukaryota; Viridiplantae; Streptophyta; Magnoliopsida; Poales; Poaceae. Gene Ontology annotation, molecular function: prephenate dehydrogenase (NAD+) activity; prephenate dehydrogenase (NADP+) activity; arogenate dehydrogenase (NADP+) activity.